This is a messenger RNA of Mesorhabditis spiculigera, 306 nucleotides long. The record is from the annotation of a GenBank genome assembly. NCBI's taxonomy places the organism in Eukaryota, Metazoa, Nematoda, Chromadorea, Rhabditida, Rhabditidae.
AUGAGCCCAUCCGGCCUCAUCCUGCUCGUCGUCGCGAUGCUCGUGCUUGCCGUCUUCGCAGAGGCUGAUCCAGAUGAUGAUCGACCGGGUCGAUGGGCCAAGGCACACGGUCUAUGGGGAAAACGAUCGGAUAAAGGCAGUGAUCUUUUCAUCGAGGAGAAGCGGCCCGUCGAGAAUUGGAACAAGUUGAACACGCUAUGGGGGAAGAGAUCAGCCGACAACUAUCCGAUGGCCUCCUAUUUCCCGAUGGGCUUAAAACGCGCCUCUUCGUGGCAACAAGCCAACGGUCUAUGGGGCAGACGGAAA